AUGAUGAAGCGGCGUUUACUGAGAGUGAGGAAUGCCCUGGUGCGAGAGUGUAUGGCUGAGUUCUUGGGAACUUUUAUCUUGCUGCUCUUUGGCUGCUCUGCUGCAGCGCAGGUGAAGACCAGCAGAGAGACAAAAGGCCAGUUUCUGUCAGUCAACAUGGCCUUCUCUGUGGGUGUGAUGUCGGCCAUGUACCUCACCAAAGGCAUCACAGGUGCCCAUCUGAACCCAGCGGUAUCUCUGAGUUUCUGUGUGUUGGGGAAGGCGCAAUGGGACAGGUUGCUGCCAUACUGCCUCUCCCAGCUGCUGGGAGCAUAUGUGGCGUCAGGGCUUGUCUAUCUAGUCUACUAUGAUGCUAUUAUGGACUUUAGUGGAGGAGUGUUGACUGUUUAUGGCCCAAAUGAGACAGCCUCAAUAUUUGCCACAUAUCCAUCUGAGUACAUGACUUUGGGCAGAAGUUUCCUUGACCAGGUAGUGGGCACCGCCAUGCUGAUGUUGUGCAUCCUGUGUUUGAAUGAAAAGAGGAAUACCCCUGCUCCCUCAGAGCUGAUCCCUCCUAUAGUGGCAGUGAUCGUUCUGGGGAUCUCCAUGUCAAUGUCAGCUAACUGUGGUGGUGCAAUAAAUCCUGCUCGGGAUCUAGGGCCACGCCUUUUUACACUGACUGCAGGCUGGGGCACAGAGGUCUUCACGUGUUACAACUAUUGGUUCUGGGUUCCCUUGGUGGCCCCACCUAUUGGAGGAGUUUUAGGUAGUUUAAUGUAUUUGUUUUUCAUUGAGUGGCACCUUCCUGAUCCAGACCCUCCAAAGGACCGGUGCAGUCUCUCUACCAUCAGUGAUAUUAUCAAGCAGCCCACCAACACACAGGAAAAUGGGCAAGAGCUCAAGGCUGCAUAUUUUUAA
Molecule: messenger RNA, 897 nt
Organism: Scomber japonicus (chub mackerel)
Lineage: Eukaryota; Metazoa; Chordata; Actinopteri; Scombriformes; Scombridae
Gene: aqp10a
Product: aquaporin 10a
Exons: 6
Coding region: 1-897 (298 amino acids)
Biological process (GO): glycerol transmembrane transport; water transport
Cellular component (GO): basolateral plasma membrane; plasma membrane
Molecular function (GO): glycerol channel activity; water channel activity; urea transmembrane transporter activity
Source: RefSeq, a predicted model, not a curated record